CAUUAUUGGUCCGUGUCUGCCCCCGCCCCGCAGCUGUACCCGCUUCUGCUCCAGGCCUGGACAGUUUGCUGAGGAGCUGCUCUCAUGGAGACCCUGCUUAAGCGGGAGCUGGGCUGCAGCUCAGUCAAAGCUACGGGUCACUCGGGAGGCGGGUGCAUUAGCCAGGGCCAGAGUUAUGACACGGACAAAGGACGAGUGUUUGUGAAAGUGAACUCCAAGGCAGAGGCUAAAAGAAUGUUUGAUGGCGAGAUGGCAAGCUUAACUGCCAUUUUGAAGACAGGCACAGUCAAAGUACCCAAGCCCAUCAAGGUUCUUGAUGCCCCAGGAGGUGGGAGCAUGCUAGUGAUGGAGCAUUUGGACAUGCGGUAUCUGAGCAGUCAUGCCGCUAAGCUUGGGACCCAGCUUGCAGAUCUACACCUUGAGAACAAGAGGCUUGGAGAGAGGCUGAUUAAGGAGGCUGGCACUGUGGGGAAAGGAGGUGGACAGGCAGAGCGGCAGUAUGUGGACCAGUUUGGGUUUGAUGUAGUGACAUGCUGUGGAUACCUCCCCCAGGUAAAUGACUGGCAGAAGGAUUGGGUCACGUUCUAUGCCAGGCAGCGCAUUCAGCCCCAGAUGGACAUGGUAGAGAAGAAGUCUGGGGACCGGGAAGCUCUUGAGCUGUGGUCUGCUCUGCAGUUAAAGAUUCCUGACCUGUUCCGUGAUCUGGAAAUUGUGCCCGCCUUACUUCAUGGAGACCUCUGGGGAGGCAAUGUAGCAGAGGAUUCCUCUGGGCCCAUCAUCUUUGAUCCAGCCUCCUUCUAUGGCCACUCAGAGUAUGAGCUGGCAAUCGCUGGCAUGUUUGGCGGCUUCAAUGGCUCCUUUUACUCUGCAUACCAUAGCAAAAUCCCUAAAGCCCCAGGAUUUGAGAAGCGCCUGCAGUUGUAUCAGCUCUUUCACUAUCUGAACCACUGGAAUCAUUUUGGAUCUGGGUACAGAGGAUCCUCUCUAAACAUAAUGAGGAAUCUCAGCAAAUGAACUGUCUUCCCACCAGAGGGAAGAGUGUCUUAUGGGUGUGCUGGGUCUUCUAGUAAGAUGAUGUACAUCUAGAUCAAGUCUUACCAUCAUAAGCAUCACUGUGAACUGAAGGGAGUACCUCGGGGUCAGGUGACCUGAUUCCAACUAUUUAUUUGGUCAAGGAGCUCAUGAUUCUCCACAGUCCCUUUCCUCAUGAAUUCUUCUCAUUUAUUCCAUGGCAGGACUUGCUUGAGAUCCCUUGUUUCUUUCUUUCCUUUUUUCCCUCCCUUUCCUCCCCUUAUAGGAAAGCUCCCCUUUCCUCUCAUAUAUUACGUACUGACUGCAGUUUUCCCUCCCUCUCUCCUCAGAAUCUCCUCUGCCUCCCCCCCUCCCGACCCCCAGGGACAUCAACCAAUCACAAGCUACAAUAAGACCAGGCGCAUAACAUCACAUCAAGGCUGGAUGAGGCAACCCAGUAGGAGGGAACAGGUCACACAGUAGGCAAAAAAGUCAGGGACACCCUCCAUUCUCAUUGUUAGGAUUCCCACAUGAACACCAGGCUACUCAGCUAUAACAUAUAUGCAGAGGACCUAGGUCAGACCCUUACAGGCUCCUGAUCACUGCAAGCCCCGAGUGCCAAUCAGUUGAUUCUGUGCACUGUAAACUUUGUGAAGUAUGAGUUCUCUCAGAGGAAAGGUUAUGUAAUUCUGUUGUGUACAUUGUAAGACUGCCUAGCCUCACUGGUGAUAUGAACAGGCUUACUGAAGUUUGGGUAUAGUGAGCCACACUCCACUGCCAAGGUAGAACUGAGUGACUGUCGUGUGGUAAAGGACAUUCACCAUGCCCACCUCCCAUCUCUUCACUGCACAUUAUCAACAUUUCCGAGCUAUUCACAGUGAUGCUUUGAGAUGGUUAGACUUGAUCUAGACAUGGAGAAGAUUUGAAUAAUGACCAAUUCUAAAAUCAGUGACGUUCCAUUUGCUUAUGUAGCACUUCUGGACCCUGC
Mastomys coucha (southern multimammate mouse) is the source of this 1999-nucleotide messenger RNA. RefSeq names its product fructosamine 3 kinase related protein (gene Fn3krp). The record is from RefSeq and is a predicted model, not a curated record. The transcript has 6 exons. The coding region runs from base 85 to 1014 and encodes 309 amino acids. Lineage: Eukaryota; Metazoa; Chordata; Mammalia; Rodentia; Muridae.